CAUAAAAUUUAAGAGCCACAAAAUUUAUAUAAUUUAUUGGGACCAACCGGAUUAUAACAGGUUUUGUUUUGUGGCCUUCCAAUAAGUUAGCUAUCAUCUGUAAGAAGGAUAUUGACUGAUCUGCUAGCCUCAGAGUUCAGACUAGUCGCUGUUCCACUGAUCAGAUGAUUGCAUAUGGUGCCUACUUUCAUUUAUGACCAAUGUCAUUCUCUGGACAUAUGCAUGGUCUCUGCUACUGUGUGUGUCUGUGAAUGAAUGCUUUUGUGUAUGUAACCAUGUACAGCUAGGGUUUGGCAUCACAAUCUUGUUUGGAACUCAUAGUAAAUGUAAAAGAGUUUAAGUGGAGAUAGAAUUUGAUGAACAGGAGUUUGGGGGAAGAUGUUGAUGGGGCAGAGCUGAGUGUUAUUAGGGUUUGGGAUGGUUUCUUCUCCACAAGAUGUGAGCUGUGUCUAGGCGCCACCACCAUCCAUAUCCACAUCUACAUUAGUAUGUCAUAAUAUAUAUUGCUGGCCUUUAAUAAUUUCUGGUGCUGCAUAAGAAAAUCAGUAGCAAGUGGUAUAUGAUGCAUGAUUGAACUUUUUUUAACAAUUCGAAUUAUCAAGAUUAAUUGACUUUUCAUAUGGUAUCAGAGUUUUUUGUGAACUAAAUGUAUUCUUUUUGAAUCCCGAUAAUCUCAUUUGUUAAAUAUAUGAUAUUAAGACGUGUGUAAAGUUCAAACUCUUAUGAAUAGACUUUCGUUUUUUUUUAUGGGGUGGGGUGGGACUGUGGGAGAUGGGGUGUUAGUAAGUACUAAGUAGUAUAUGACUCAUAAUUGAAUUUCUUCCAACAACUCUAGUUAUUCGCACCCACUGGUUUAUGACGUAUAAGACAUUUAAAAAUUCUCGUUACUAAAUUAUUUAGCCGCGGGCAGCCAACCAACCCUAAACAAUUUCAACUUUAGCAGUUCCUAAAAAUUUUAACAGCGAAUUUACAAUGUCUUUAAUAUUCGAUUGACUGAUCUCGAACAAGGGCUUGGUCCAGUGGUAUCACCACUAGUUUUCGAACCUGAAGGUCUCAGAUUCGAAUUGCUUAAAUAAUACGUAGUUAAAAAUCUAACCUAUAUUAUCCUUCUCUAGGUUAACCUAUCAUCUAGGUGGCAUAUCAUCAAGAAACAAUGGCUAAACAAAUAGUCCCCUUACAAGCUCAACUUGCCUCUUUAACUUGAGCAAGAGAACAAUGAAAAGCAUCUUAAUGAGGAAUUCUAUGGUAUCAAUUAUCAUUCUCCUCGCCAUAAAUAUUAUGAUUCUAAAAAACGAAGCGCUCUCCAGAACCAGAUCAAUCAACACCAUGCUUCAAACGUUUAGCUCUUGAAUUCCAGAACAACAGGAAAAUCAGAUAAAGAAAGGGUGUCUGGUUGCAAGGAAGACAUAGGGGAUAUAAAGGCUAGCCGAAGAGAAAAGCUUGCUAAGCUCUUAUCAAUAAGGUAAGCAAACACAGGGCAAGUGUGACAUUGAACUAGUGGCGGACCCGGAGAAGGACUUUUUCUUUCUCUCUCUAUUUUGAAACUCUCCAACUUCUCUCUUGCUUUCCCUUUCCAGACUCCAUUCGGGGGCCGCCGAUUCACUUCUUGGUGAUCGGCGGCUACCCACUCUUGUUUCUUUGAUUCUAUUUUGCUCUUUCUUUUGCUUUCUUCUAGUUUUCUUCAUGCUUUGCCAAUCCCUCUGUGGAUUUCCUGUAUUUCUAGCUUGAUAUCCCUAAGUGGAUUUUGCCAUGAAAUUCAUCUCUUGAGAUGGGUUUUUUCCACACGUCAGAUCUGAGUUUCAGAUCUUGAGGUCUUUCUAUAUGAUCAGAGUGAAUUGCUUUGCAAUUUACAUCUUUCUUCGUGACUUUUAGAGCUGUCCUCCUUGCUUCACUCAAAAUGGCGUAGUGAUUCGGUGGUUUGGCUUGAUGCCUCUUGGUUCUACUGUCAUGUGGUUUGGUGUAGGGAUGUUUGUCUUCAUUUCGAAUUGUUGAUGCCCUGUUCGUUUCCGUUUGGCGUUGGUUUGGAGGGGGUCGUGUGUUGCCUGGGGGUGUUGUUUUGGGGGUGUUUUGUCGUCUGGGCGAUGGUUUCUGGGGAUGGUGUCUGCUUGGUGGUGUUGGCGAUUGUGACUUGCGGAGGCUAUGAUGGCGUGGCUGAUGUGCGCAGGGGUUUGGGUGGCGGCGGUGGCGGUGUCUUUGGGUGCACGAGGUCGUUUCCUGCGGGUUGUUGUCAGCGACGGAUGAAGGCGGCAGGUUGCGGCAGCGGCAGGAGGCGGUGGGUUGUUGGGAUGCUUUUUUCCAGGACAGCUGCUUGGGACGGCUUGGUGUGGUCUGAUGGUGUUGGUUUCUUUGGGCUAGGGUUGUUUGUGGGCGGGGUUGUGGUUUUAGGUGUGUUUGUCUCUUUGAUUUUUUUUUGGGCUGGGCUGCUGUAAAUGUUGGGGUGGGUUUUCGGUGUCUUUUCUCUUUUGUUUUUGCUGUUUUCUUAUGUUUAUGGGUGGUUUUUCAUUUUAUGUGUUUUGUUUGGGCUCACCUUUUCGGUUAGGUUAGACUUCUAUCUUUCAAGGACCAUGGUCCGCCUCUGUAUCAUUUGUCCUAUUUCGUAAUGAAAUCAGGUUUCGUAA
This is a messenger RNA of Linum trigynum, 2618 nucleotides long. The record is from the annotation of a GenBank genome assembly. Lineage: Eukaryota; Viridiplantae; Streptophyta; Magnoliopsida; Malpighiales; Linaceae.